AUGUAUCCAAAUAUAAUGAUAACAAACCGUUUACAACCAUCAGCUGUCGUUAAUUCAACAAUAUGUGCUCAAUGUGAUUUAAAUCGUCCAAAUGGACCUAACAAUAAUAAUAAUACUCUAUCAUUUCAUCAAUUACCACAAGAAACUCAAUUAUCAAUUGAACGUAAACGUUUAGCUGAUUAUUGUCGUUUUCGUUGGCAUCGAAUGGAAAUGGGUGGUAUUGUAUGUACAACAGGUUCAAUUAUUAUCAAACGUACUCGAGAACUUGUUGAACAAAUUGAACGAUCACUUGAACUUGAUACAGAUGGUAUAUGGUGUGUAUUACCAGCAGCAUUUCCUGAAAAUUAUGAAUUAAUAACACGUGAUCCAUCACGUCCAAAAGUUGUUAUAUCUUAUCCAUGUAGUUUAUUAAAUUUAAUCAUUAAAGAUCAUUAUACAAAUGAUCAAUAUCAUGAAUUAGUUGAUAAAAAUAAACACAUUUAUGAAAUUCGUUCAGAAAAUUCAAUUUUUUCUUUGAAAUUUAUGGUCCUUAUUUAA
Rotaria sp. Silwood1 is the source of this 537-nucleotide messenger RNA. NCBI's taxonomy places the organism in Eukaryota, Metazoa, Rotifera, Eurotatoria, Philodinida, Philodinidae. The record is from the annotation of a GenBank genome assembly.